Molecule: messenger RNA, 901 nt
Organism: Colletotrichum phormii
Lineage: Eukaryota; Fungi; Ascomycota; Sordariomycetes; Glomerellales; Glomerellaceae
Exons: 1
Coding region: 301-807 (168 amino acids)
Source: RefSeq, a predicted model, not a curated record
GCAACUGAUGGCAGCAGGAUCAAUAGAAAGCAGCAACAGCAGUUCCUAGUAAAGAAGAGGAGAGAGUGAGACCUCAGACGGGGAGGCGUGAAUGAGGGAACCGAAGGAAGCGACAGCGCCCGCAGGUAAUAGGUGGGGUGGUUUGCGAGAUCAUGGACAGCUUGCAAGGGAGAAAGAGAGGGAGAGGGAGAGAGAGAGAGAGUUGCUCCAGUCGAAGAAGCAGUCCCAUAGUCGAGAUGAGAGUGCAUCACAGUACUCCGUAACCAUACCUACUUCAGUCUUCCGUGGAGGGCCCGGGUAAUGAAGGGGAAUAGUGCCAUCUGUAGUGCAGCCGCUGCCCGAGGUGCCCCUCCACCCAGUGCAGUGCAAGCCCAGCCAGGAUCCAGGCACUCCAGGCCGUGCCAGCCCAGACUCAGAGCGAGGGCGAGCCCGAGCCCGUGUGGAUGCGAGUGCAGGUGGUAUUCGGGACCUGCUGCACAGUCGAUAUUCUCCUCCGGGGGCGCUAGUCUUAGAUCGAGCUGCGCGUCACAACUGGUGCGUGAGGUGGUAGUCGCUCGGGGGCCAAGCCGCGAGUUCCACUGUCUUCCGGACGUAGCAGAGACGAAUAACGAACGAUUAGAGAUACUCGAUCGGGACACUUCGAGGUGUGGGUAUAAGGUGGAGAUAAACACACCCGCGCAAACAAGUUCAUCGUCGUCCGUGCCUUUUUUUUUUCUUCUUUUUUUUUUCUUUUUUCUUUUUCGCUCUCCGCCCUUGUCGGGUACGGAUGCUCUUUACACAGUCGUGACAGUAAAGACUUUGAGGUGAGCAAGGAACCGCCAGGCAUAUGCCAUGUCUGCUUUGCUUCGUGUGACUUCAACCCUCAUUUACUGUUGGACCAACACGAGACUGCCAUUGGAUA